Messenger RNA from Penicillium olsonii, 7464 nucleotides. NCBI's taxonomy places the organism in Eukaryota, Fungi, Ascomycota, Eurotiomycetes, Eurotiales, Aspergillaceae. The record is from the annotation of a GenBank genome assembly.
AUGACGCCAAACAGCACGCAAAAAGAUGCCGUACCCCCUAUAGCCGUUAUUGGGAUGAGUUUCCGAGGCCCAGGGGAUGCCACAAACACCGAAGGCCUAUUGCGCAUGGUAGCCGAGAGUCGCGAGAGUCGGUCACCGGUCCCAAAGCAAAAAUGGAAUCAUGAAGCAUUCUAUCACCCUGAUGCAAGUCGACACGGGUCUCACAAUGUGGAACAUGGACACUGGUUCCAGCAAGAUGUAUAUGAAUUUGACGCGCCCUUUUUCAAUAUAUCACAACCAGAGGCCAUCGCCCUCGAUCCUCAACAGCGAAUGCUUUUAGAAUGCUCAUACGAAGCCUUUGAGAAUUCGGGCACGCCGAUGUCCCGGGUGAUUGGCACAGAUACAUCUGUCUUUGCAGCAUGUUUUGCGACGGACUACACAGAUAUGCUCUGGAGAGACCCCGAAACGGUUCCCAGAUACCAGUGCACGAAUUCUGGAUUCUCGCGAGCAAAUAUGGCAAAUCGAAUUUCUUUCUCUUUUGAUUUGAAAGGACCGAGUGUAACUAUUGACACGGCGUGCUCGGGUGGUUUGACUGCUUUGCAUUUAGCAUGUCAGAGCUUGUUAUCCGGGGACUCGAAGCAAGCUAUUGCGGCUGGAUCAAGUCUGAUUCUUGGCCCUGAUGUGAUGAUCACGAUGAGCAUGAUGAAUUUCUUGUCGCCCGACGGAAGGUGCUACGCAUUCGACGAGCGGGCGAAUGGUUAUGCACGAGGAGAGGGUGUUGCUGUGUUGCUCCUGAAGCGACUGGAUGACGCUCUGGCUGAUGGAGAUACCAUUCGAGCAGUGAUUCGCGGGACAGGCUGCAAUCAAGAUGGCAAGACGCCGGGUAUCACGAUGCCUAACGGAGCUUCUCAAGAAGCUUUAAUCCGAUCGGUAUAUCAGAAGACCGGUCUUGAUCCAUUAGACACCUCAUACGUGGAAUGCCACGGAACGGGCACACAGGCCGGUGACACAACCGAGACGGGCGCUUUACGAACAGUAUUUUGUUCAGGUCGGCAGCUCAAGAGUCCGCUCAUCAUAGGGUCAGUGAAAACAAACAUCGGUCACCUUGAAGGAGCAAGUGGUCUUGCCGGAGUCAUCAAGUCCAUUUUGAUGUUGGAAAACGGGAUCAUUCUCCCGCAUCGAAAUUUCGAAACGGCAAAUCCACGCAUUCCAAUGAGGGAGUGGGCGCUGCGGGUUCCCACGAAUGUCGAGCCUUGGAUAUCCUCAUCACCGCGUCGCGCGUCCGUAAAUAGCUUCGGGUACGGCGGAGCAAAUGUUCAUGCCAUACUGGAAAGUGCCCAUGACUACUUGCGAGUCCACAAGAUUGACCCCAGCCAUUUCACCCGGACUUCUGCACUUACCGUCAAGGAGAUACAAAAUGUUCUCGAUGUUUCACUCUCGAAUGGGCAUACUUCGGCCAGUGUCAAACUUCAAAACGGUCACUCAAAUGGUCAUCGGAAUGACCAUACAAACGGGGCCUCAUUUUCCAACGGCUACCACCAAGAUGGAGUCAACAUGGCGGGAGAGGAGGAAGAUUUCGCGCGCCUCAACGGAUUGAACGGUCGAUUGACGCACUAUAAGAGCCACACAAAGUCCCAGAGGCGACUAUUUGCAUUAUCCGCCUUUGACCCCAAAGCCGGAGAAGCUUGGGCCGCUCAGUUAGCUGAUUAUGUCCAACAAAGGGAAGAUACAGAAGAGGGAGAAUUCCUCGACAGUCUCUCGUUCACGCUGAGCAACAGGAGAACCACCCACUCAUGGAAAGCCGCGAUAGCUGCAGAAUCCCGACAAGAUUUGAUCUCGCAACUGAAGGGUUCUCAAUUCGUGAACAUCACGCCGAAGACCAAGCUUGGUCUUGUAUUCACAGGCCAAGGAGCACAAUGGUGCGGGAUGGGAUUGGAGCUCAUCAAUGCUUUCCCAAAAUUCCGAGAGAGCCUCGAAGAAUGCGAAUCGGCGCUGAUUCGCCUUGGAGCACCAUUUGGUGUUUUGGAGGAGCUCCAAAAGGACUUCGAGAGCUCUCAAGUCAAUAAGGCACAAUACAGCCAGCCCCUUUGCACAGCCUUGCAAAUAGGCUUGGUGAAUUUGCUUGAUUCUUGGGGCAUUCAACCCGAUUCCGUCACCGGGCACUCAAGUGGAGAAAUUGCGGCAGCGUACUGUGCCGGUGCAAUCAGCCUCGAAGAUGCCAUGCUCGUAGCAUAUGCGAGAGGGUGUGCAACCGUUGAGCUAUCGGAAAAAGGAGUCGAUGGUGCGAUGGCAGCAGUGAGUAUGUCGCGAGAGGAGUUGAGCCAUCUUCUCUCGAAUUUGCAGAAGGGAAAAGCCUCAAUAGCAUGCUCAAAUAGCCCGUCGAGCUUCACUGUCUCAGGUGACAAGAGUGCUGUCGAUGAGCUGCAGCAGAUUCUUCGCGCGCAAGGUGUCUAUAACCGCCGGCUGGUGGUUGGAGUGGCAUACCAUUCCCACCAUAUGAACCUUGUCGCUGACAGUUACCGAGCCGCGAUUGAUAAUGUCCAGGCCAAAGAAGGGAACAACGUCAAGUUCUUUUCUUCCGUCACGGGGAAGCUGACGCAGAAAUCCAAGUUAGGUCCAGAGUAUUGGGUCAGUAAUCUGGUGAGCGAGGUGAGAUUCGCUCAAUCACUUCAUCAACUGGCAAUCCACGAGGAACCCAACGACACAAGCCGAAUCCAAACCCUGGUCGAAAUUGGUCCUCAUGCAGCGCUCGCAGGGCCAAUGAGGCAGAUUCUUCAAGCAGAUCAGAGCCCGACCAAGUCGCCAGUAGAAUGCCUCUCGGUUCUCAUCCGGAAAAAAGAUGCGGUAACCACAGCGCUGGGUAUGGCAUCGAGUCUUUUCAUUUCUGGGCAUUCCAUACAGCUAUCAGCCGUGAAUCAGAACUCCCAAUCAAAGAUCCCGCCACUGAUAGAUCUCCCUUCCUACGCUUGGAAUCACACGAAAUCAUACAACGCUGAAUCGCGAAUUAGCAAGGCCUACCGCGAACGGGAACAUCCUAGAACCGAUCUCCUGGGGUCUUUUGAUACCCACUCCAGCCCACUGGAGCCACGAUGGCGACAGAUAAUUCGCCUGUCAGAGCUGCCAUGGUUGCGAGAUCACAGCAUUCAAUCGGCCAUCGUUUACCCAGCAGCUGGAUACAUCACAAUGGCAAUGGAGGCUGCGAAACAGCGGGUUCUGUGGGGUGCACCAGGAACACAGGUGUCAGGGUACCAAUUCCGGGAUGUUGCGAUCAGCUCAGCUCUCCUGAUCCCGGAGACGCCCGGCGAGGUUGAGGUCGUCAUUACGCUGAAGGCGUUUGCAGAGAGCGUCCGAUCGCCAUCGAGUCUUUGGGAUGAGUUUUCGGUUUCUUCAGUGUCUGGCGAAAAUCGAUGGACCGAGCACUGCCGUGGAUUGAUCGCGGUACAAACACCACCCAAGACGACAAAUACUGUCAACGGCCCAGCAUGUGAAGACUCCACCAAGGCCAGCAACCAGGCUUUGGUUGCGGAGUUUGACACACUCCGCAAGAGACGAGUAGAGACGACUGGACUUUACUCGAGUCUCUGGCGAGUGGGCAUGCAAUAUGGUCCUGCAUUCGCAAAUUUGCAGGAAGUUCGCUCUGCACCUGGUCGAAGUAUCAGCCAGAUUGAGAUCCCAAACACGAGAGCAGUAAUGCCGAUGCAGUACGAGCGAGCUUCGGUGAUUCACCCAGCUACCCUGGAUAGUAUUUUCCAGACGUACCUUCCAGCGCUAGCAGAGCAAAUGGGUCAGUUGGACAGCCCGGUGAUCCCGGUGGGGAUAGAGAACAUGUUCAUCGCCGAAAAUGUCUCCAGAGAACCAGGCGAUACGCUUGCGUCGUACACCUCGACCACUCGCAAAGAUAACAGAUUUUUCUCGGCUGAGAUGAGUAUCUUCGAGGGUGGUUAUGAAGCUGGCAAACAGCCAGUGAUCCAUGUUGGGGAAAUGACAAUGGCUGCGCUGGACCGUGGCAGUGCGGAUGAAGCCGACGGCCAUGCUCGUUCGCGUGCGUUCUCCAUGAAAUGGGCUCCCGAUGUGGAACUCUUGAAUGGUUCGCAGACAUUGGACGUUUUCCGUCGGUCGGCGAAAGGCAUCGACAUGGACGUUGUGCAAGGAGGCCACUCGCUGCCCGAGAACAUUCAGUUGGUGGCAGCAUAUGUUCAUCUCCUCGCUCACAAAUUCCCUGCUCGGAGAAUUCUCGUAACAGGCACCCGAUCUGGAUCAGCAGCAAUGGCCUUCUUAUCAUCACUUUCGGCUUUCGGACAUGGGAUUUCUCCAUUCAGGUCGCUCCAUUGCACCGAUCUCAGUCCGGAUGUGCAUGAAUUCAUUCAAGCGCAGUUCCCUCUGUGGGCGGAUUCAAUCACAUAUGGAGAGGUUGAGAUCGGAAGUUCGCAAGACCCAUACGAUAUUGUCAUGGCAUGUAACUUGCUUGAAACAAGCCCCGAUAUCUCAGCGACUCUGUCGUCCGUGUCGCAAAUGGUACUGCCAGGUGGCAGAUUACUCUUGGUAGACCACGAUGUCGAGACUUCUGCAGGCAUGUCGAUCACAAAUGGAUACUACUCUCCCUCUGAUCCCAAGCCAUUGCCAUCAGUGGAAAGUCAUGCCCGGGAAUUGGGAUUCAAUGGAUGUCAGACAUUGUGCAAAGGCGCCGUGGCUUUCCAAAUGGCCACCGAAGCUGCGCCAAAGAGGAAUGUCAGCGAGGUUCUCAUUGUCGUUGACAACGAGUCCUCGCCAGAUAUAGAUCUUUCCUAUUUGCAGAGUCUCUUUGAGAAGCUCAAUAUCGCAGCUGAAGUGGUCGCGCUCAAGAAUGCCGAGCCCCGACCGACGCAGGUGUGUAUCAUGCUCACUGAUCUAGUCAGGUCUUCACUGGCAGCACCAACAGACCUCGACUUGGCUUCCAUCAAAAGAAUAGCUCAUGGUGGUGCCGGAAUCUUAUGGAUCACUCGAGGAGCUGGCGGAGACAUCUGCACAAGCCCGGAGGCAUCGCUUGUCCAGGGCUUUGCGCGCACCAUUCGAUCCGAGACAGGAGAUCGGCCAGUUGUGACUCUGGAUCUGGAUGGCGAAUAUCCUCUCGAAGCCCAGGAUGUAGCUGGGUACAUUGUCAAUGCAGUCCAACGUCUGGACUUGGACGCCAGUAGCAGCAAUCCUAGUGAACAGGAGUUUAUUGAACGACGCGGUAUCCUUCACAUACCCCGACUCAUCGAAGACAUUGAAGCGACCGACAAAAUACAGACAGACAGUGGUCGGGCGGCUGAGCCCAAACCAUCGCUCCGUCGCCUGGAUGAAAUCGGCUCUUCGCGUCUUUUCGUGGGAACUCCAGGUCUUCUAGACACACUGCAUUUCGCAGCGGAUGAGCGCACCAAUUCCAUGUUGCAGCAUGGCCAGAUUGAGGUCGAGGUCAAAGCAACAGGUAUCAACUUCAAAGACGUUAUGAUGGCCAUGGGCCAAAUUCCAGUUGAAGAUCUGGGCUGCGAAAGCAGUGGGACAGUCUCGGCGAUAGGAGACGACAUCAAAAAUGAUCCUCACGGUCUCCGAAUCGGAGAUCGAGUGAUGUGUCUGAGUUCGGGGUCUUUCUGCACUAAGUUACGACUCGACGCAAGGCUAGCAGAACGCAUUCCCGACUCAAUGUCGUUUGAGACCGCGGCUGCUAUACCCAUCACACAUGUGACGGCGUAUCACUCCUUGCACAACAUUGCGCGCCUGCGCAAAGGCGAGAAUAUUUUGAUUCAUGCCGCUGCAGGCGGACUGGGCCAAGCAUUGGUUGAGAUGAGCCAACUGGCCGGGGCAGAAGUAUUCGUGACUGUCGGAAGCGCGGAGAAGAAAGCAUUCAUCAUGGAUCGGUUCGGUAUAUCUGAGGAGCGCAUCCUGUACAGCCGAGACAUGAGCUUUGCUCGUUUAGUGAUGCAUUUGACGUAUGGGCGAGGUGUGGACGUGAUUGUGAAUUCGCUAGCCGGCGAGGCAUUGCGACAAUCGUGGACGUGCAUAGCGGCGAAUGGACGGUUCGUCGAGCUAGGUCAGAGGGACAUCACCCUCAACACGCGUCUGGACAUGGCGCCGUUUGCGCGCAAUGCCUCUUUCACUGCGUUCAAUCUGGCAUUCACGAUGCGCAAUGACCCCCAGGCAGCACGGGAUGUGUUAAUCCAGGUCCUGGACCUCUUCAGAGAUGGUUCGCUGCGAGGCCCUGAUCCACUUGAAACAUACUCGUUUUCAGAUCUUCAGCAGGUUUUCCGUAAGAUGCAGACAGGUCGACACAUGGGCAAGCUUGUGGCGGUUGUGAAGCCAGAUGACAUGGUUAAACAUGCCCAAUCCACCACCGAAGGUCCAUUGCUACGCGCCGACGCGUCCUACCUGCUCGUCGGGGGUCUAGGUGGUAUCGGCCGGGCAACGGCUCUGUGGAUGGCGUCCCGGGGAGCCAGAUAUCUCAUCUUCAUCAAUCGAUCAGGGCUCGAGAGUUGGGCGGCCCGAGAAACGAUCGCCGCACUUCAAGCCGGGGGCUGCACAGCAAGCGUCUUCGCGUGUGAUGUCGCCGAUGCGACCCAACUCAUUUCAACAUUGGAGACAGCGCGACAAAGAUUGCCACCUAUUCGUGGCGUUAUCCAAGGCGCCAUGGUCCUGCGAGAUUGCAUGCUAGACAAGAUGUCUCUCGAAGACUACCUCGCCGUCCUAAGACCCAAAGUCCAAGGAACUUGGAACCUUCACGCCCAUUUACCCCCGGACCUCGAUUUCUUCCUGAUGGAAUCAUCAAUCAGUGGAAUAAUUGGCAACACGGCACAAGCCGCAUACGCAGCAGCCAACACAUUCCUGGACGCAUUCGCACGGUACAGAAGAUCCAACAACCAACCCGCGACGACGAUCGACAUCGGCGCCGUAUCUGGAGUCGGAUAUCUAGCGCAGAACGAAGAUCUCAAGAUAGGCAUGCAGCGACAAGGCUUCGACUUCACCGAUGAAGCUGGCAUCAUGCGACUUCUUGAGUUUUCUAUCAGGAAUUCAUCUCACGAUGUCGACCGUGCUCAUAUCAUCACGGGCUUGGGUGCUUGGAGCGCGGAUACUUCUCUUCCGGCUCUGCGGGCACCUAUGUUCUCGCAGUAUCGGAUGCUCUCUUCAAAUCCUGAGCAGGGGGCGAAGAAUGAGGACUCUUUGGCUCAGGCUUUGAAAAGGUGUACGGAUGUCGGUGGUGCGAGUAGUGUGAUUCUUGACGCUUUGGUUAAUCAGAUUGUGUCUCAUACUGGUUUGCCGGUUGAGAAUGUGAGCACGAAUAAGAGCUUGCAGGAUUAUGGGAUUGAUUCGCUUGCGGCGGUGGAGUUGAAGAAUUGGAUUUCGAAGGAGAUGGAGAGUGCGGUGCCUAUCUUUGAGUUGAUGGCUGCUGAGUCGCUUCAGGUCUUGGCAGGCAAGAUUUGCGGUCGAAGCAGACUGGUCUUGGGCUCAAAUGGUGUGAACAAAGAUUGCUAG